GACACGUUGGUCCCGAUCCACAAAGCUGCUGUGACCUCGAGGACUUUGGAGGGCACAGCUGCGUCUCGCCCCAUCCAAGCUGCGCCCCAUGGAGUCUACCUUCAGCAGUCCCGCGGAGGCGGCCCUGCAACGGGAGGCGGGCGUUCCAGGACAGUUCACCCCUCCUGAAGACCUGGACCGAGUGUACGAGCUGGAGCGAGUCACGAGAUUUAUCUGCGAUUUAGGAUGUCAGCGGGUGGCCUUGCAGUUCCCGGACCAAUUACUAGGAGAUGCUGGAGCGGUGGCUGCCCGGCUGGAGGAAGUCACGGGAUCUAAGAUGUUCAUUUUAGGGGACACAGCUUAUGGCAGCUGCUGUGUGGAUGUGCUGGGCGCUGAGCAGGCUGGAGCUCAAGCCCUUGUACACUUUGGUCCUGCCUGCUUGAGCCCCCCAGCCUCCCUGCUGCCCAUCACCUUUGUCCUUGGUCGGCGUCCUGUUGCUUUAGAACUCUGUGCAAAGGCCUUUGAAGCCCAGAACCCAGAUCCCACAGCACUGGUAGUACUGCUGAGUGAGCCAGCCUGUGCCCACGCCCUCGAGCCUUUGGCCACUCUCCUGCGUCCAAAGUACCAAGAUCUGCUCAUCUCCAGCCCAGCUCUGCCCUUGCCAGUGGGGUCCCUGAGCUCACAGCCCGAGUCACUGGAACGUUUUGGGAGACGCUUCCCCCUGAACCCAGGGAGAAGUCUGGAAGAAUAUGGCGCCUUCUAUGUGGGGGCUUCUCAAGCAAGCUCUGACCCCAACCUUGAUCCGGAUCUGAGCAGAUUGCUCUUGGGGUGGACACCAGGACGGCCCUUCUUCUCCUGUUGUCCAGACACAGGACAGACACAAGACCAGGGUGCCAAGGCUGGGAGACUAAGAGCACGAAGACUGUAUCUUGUAGAGAGGGCCAGAGAUGCCCGUGUGGUAGGGCUGCUGGUGGGCACAUUAGGUGUGGCUCAACACCUGGAGGCGCUGGCACACUUGCGGAAACUGACCGAAGCUGCUGGGAAACGUAGCUAUGUGUUAGCCCUGGGGAAGCCCACACCUGCCAAGCUUGCCAACUUCCCCGAGAUGGAUGUCUUUGUGCUGUUAGCAUGUCCUCUGGGAGCACUAACCCUCCAGCCUUCGGGUGGCUUCUUCCGGCCUAUAUUGACACCAUGUGAGUUGGAGGCCGCCUGCAACCCUGCCUGGCCCCCUCCAGGCCUGGCUCCCCACCUCACCCAUUAUGCAGAGCUGUUGCCUGGCUCUCCCUUCCAUGUGCCACUCCCACCACCUGAGUCAGAGUUAUGGGACACCCCAGAUGUGUCGCUCAUUUCUGGGGAGCUCCGACCGCCACCUCCUUGGAAGUCGUCAGAUGACACUAAGUGUUCUGCCCUAACUCCAAGGCCCCAGCUGGAGCUGGCCGAGAGCAGCCCUGCGGCUUCAUUCCUUAGUUCCCGGAGCUGGCAGGGGCUGGAGCCCCGCUUGGGCCAGACACCAGUGAAAGAAGCUGUCCAAGGGAGACGAGGUAUUGCCAUUGCCUAUGAAGAUGAGGGAAGCAGCUGAUCACCGUGUGUGGCCAGAGUCGCAGAGUGAUGAGUCAGCUGGUGCUUGUUCUCCCUAAACCAGCUUCUCUUCUCACUGGGAUACUUGAUGCCUAGACAGAGGGAGUGUAGGUAGCUUCUCCCUGAGGAGCUGUCUAGCCUGUGCUGGUGCUGACUCAGCACAUCAGUGCAGUAAAUGCCUGUACGACUGGUGGGCGGGGAGGGGGCUCAGGAAGGGGUCCCAGGGCCCUCCUGGACCCAACUGUCAGCAGUCCAGGACUGUGGCUGUCCCAGUUCCUGGUAUACAGGAGUAGUUCUGCCCUUGGUCAGGGGCAGGAGUGGAUGAUCCAGACCAUGGUUCUUCUACCUCAGCACUGUUAACAGUUCGGGUAGAAUAAUUCUUUAUUUCAGAGGCUAUUCUGUAUAGAGAAGGAUGUUUAGGUUCAGCUGACAGAAGCACCUCCCUUCCUCCCUCCCCGUCCCCCCAGCUAGAUAACGCAGAUUAUCUAGAUGUUGGCAGAUGUCAUGUAACUGCUCCUGAUUGAGAACCACUGGUCUAGACCUGCACUGUCCAAGACAGUAUUCAUUGGACACAUGGCCUUUACCAUUAAAGUGAAUGAAAAACUG
This is a messenger RNA of Rattus norvegicus (Norway rat), 2163 nucleotides long. It is a transcript of the gene Dph2, whose product is annotated as diphthamide biosynthesis 2. Bases 89 to 1558 code for a protein of 489 amino acids. Lineage: Eukaryota; Metazoa; Chordata; Mammalia; Rodentia; Muridae. Gene Ontology annotation, biological process: protein histidyl modification to diphthamide. Gene Ontology annotation, molecular function: 2-(3-amino-3-carboxypropyl)histidine synthase activity. The transcript is spliced from 6 exons. The record is from RefSeq and is marked provisional.